GCAUCACCCGCUCGUGUUAUCGGUGAUAUCAAAAUUCAAACGCCGCCUCAUAUUUGACCACAUUAUCCUUACUUACUUUUCGGAAUCUUAUCUUUUUGCUGAACCGGAUAUACAUGAUGGGGGAGCUGACCGUCACAUGACUGCCUGCGGACGACAACAUGGCGAUCAGUCCGGAUUCUGCCUGCUACAGGUUCCUGGUGCUGUUCUUCAACUGCAUGUUGACGUUCGGCUCCUACUUCUGUUUUGACAUGCCCAGUGUUCUACAGGAUGUCUUCCAAGGGCCAAUCGAAUGCGUCAGAAAUGCCACAGCCAACCACACUGAUGGCAGCUGGUACAACCUGACCAAGAGUUGUGAGGAAGGACUAGGGAUGUCAUCCGAGGAUUACAACCUACUGUAUGCCAUCUACGCUUGGACGAAUGCACUGGUGGUCAUAGCAGCAGGAUUCCUUAUAGACAAACUGGGGAACAGGAUUGGUGUCUUCCUGUUCUCUGGCCUGUGUGUGGUGGGGUCGUCCAUAUUUGCCCUUGGCACCAUGUUCAAGGGCACCAAGUACAUGCUGCCCCUCAUGCUUGUAGGCCGGCUGCUUUUCGGCUCUGGAAAUGGCUCUCUCACAAUUGUACAGAACAGAAUCACUGCCUUCUGGUUCAAGGGGAAGGAGCUGGCUUUGGCGUUUGGUCUGACACUUACUGUGUCUCGCCUGGGCAGUGUGCUGAACUUCUUUGUGACAGAAAGUUUUGAGGAAAAGUUUGGACUGACUUGGACCCUAUGGGGAGGUGCAAUCCUGUGUGGGCUAGGCUUUAUUUCAGCAGCCAUUGUCAGUGCUCUGGAUGUGGUUGGAGUAAAGAACCUUGGGCAGACGGAAAAUAUGGCUGUCCAGUCCAAGAAAAUGAGGUUCACAGAUAUCAAGUACUUUACUGGAUCAUUCUGGCUGCUGGUACUCACCAUCAUGUUCUUCUAUAACGGAGUCUUUCCCUUCGUAGCUGAUGCCAGCAACUUUAUCCAGGACAAAUACCACUACCCCCCUGACACCUCGUCCUAUUUUGCUGGCGCCAUCUACUUUGUGUCCAUGGUGGCAUCUGCACUCAUCGGGAUUGCUAUUGAUUUUGUAGGUUUCCGGGGUAUCCUGGCGGUGACCUGUGCCGUGCUGACCCUCCCAGUGUUCGGACUUCUGGCCUUCACCUACGUCCAUCCGUUAGUGGCUACCAUUUGGCUGGGAAUCAUGUACUCCAUCGCUGCUGCGAGUCUGUGGCCGUCCAUCCCCCUGGUUGUGUCCCAGGCCACCAUCGGGACAGCCAUGGGCCUCACCACGUCCGUACAGAUGAUCGGCAUCGGCAUCUGUAACCUCGUCAUCGGAGCUCUGCUACACAAGCACGGAGAUGACCCCAUCCCCCUGUACCGGUGGAAGUACAUGAUCAUCUUCCUGUUUGCAAACUCCCUGGCGUGUGUGGCCACCUCUGUCAUGCUCAACAUCGUAGACAGGAGAUCGGGUGGUGUACUGAACUUCUCCAAGAUGCGGUCUGUGAAGGAACUUCCCUUGAAGGACCCUGACGAAUCACAAGAACAUGAUUAUGACGACGAGGUAGAAUACGGGGAGACAGACAGGCUGCUGGCACCAGCAGCGCACUCUACCAACUGAGUACAGAACUGCAGCCCAGAUGUACAGGGCUCAGCACACUUCUAACCGCACAGACCUUGAGAAUCAUGUCACGUUAAAUGGAUGCAAUACAAUAUACAUGUGUGUAGUUUGCUUCCCAUGUAAAAUGUAAAGUAAAGCCGUUAUCCUUAGUGGAGCACAGUGACUUUUUAUCUAGUUGGUAUUGCAAUGUGGCUUUGCUAUGGCUUGCAUUUUGAUCCAAGCAAACAGGGCCCCCCCCCCCCUACUCUUCUCAACAUCCUGUAGAUUUUUCAUACAUUUUUUUUCCAAUGGCUAUUAGAAACAAUGCACAAAUCAUCUAGUAGCCAUACAUCUGUGAAUAGUAGAAGGAUACUGUCCAGACUUGGGGACUUUUAAGAUGUAAGAUUUUUGUACUGCUCAGCUAUCAGGUAAUCUGUGAAUACAGUAAUUGUUAAAAUUCCCAAGAAGUGAAGUUUUAUGUUAAGGAUGCCAAAAUUUGAAGUGCAAAGUUAACAUGCCAUAUGAUGAUGGCUCUGUACUUACAGGUUUAGAAAAGAUAAUGAAUGAAAUUGUGAUAUGGAAAAAAUUGCUAUCAGAGUAUAUGAACCAGGACUGUCUCCAGGACCCAUCCCUCUGUCCCUGGAUGGAAAUUUCUUUUUUGGGGGUUAACUUGUCCAUCAAAAAAGUGACAUGAAAAUGAUGAAAG
Messenger RNA from Branchiostoma floridae (Florida lancelet), 2322 nucleotides. RefSeq names its product major facilitator superfamily domain-containing protein 1-like. The record is from RefSeq and is a predicted model, not a curated record. Gene Ontology annotation, molecular function: transmembrane transporter activity. Gene Ontology annotation, biological process: transmembrane transport. NCBI's taxonomy places the organism in Eukaryota, Metazoa, Chordata, Leptocardii, Amphioxiformes, Branchiostomatidae. Bases 159 to 1637 code for a protein of 492 amino acids. The transcript is spliced from 15 exons.